Truncatella angustata is the source of this 922-nucleotide messenger RNA. RefSeq names its product C2H2 type zinc-finger-domain-containing protein. NCBI's taxonomy places the organism in Eukaryota, Fungi, Ascomycota, Sordariomycetes, Amphisphaeriales, Sporocadaceae. The transcript has a single exon. The annotation marks the transcript as partial. Gene Ontology annotation, biological process: ribosomal large subunit biogenesis. The record is from RefSeq and is a predicted model, not a curated record. Gene Ontology annotation, cellular component: preribosome, large subunit precursor.
AUUCCAAGAAGAUCUUGUCAAUCCCGCAAACAUCAUGAUAUGCACAACAACCACUAGCGGCAGCUCCAGUGCUUCAACCUCAUCGUCAUCACAACCGAGCUUCAUGGGUGAAACGGCUUUCUUCCCGGAGAGAUGUCUUUUCUGCAACAAGAACAGCGAUGACUUUCAGAUUAACAUGCUGCAUAUGAAGACAGCACACGGUCUGUUUAUUCCAGAUAAGGACAAUCUUUUAGUCGAGCUUGAAGUCCUCAUUGAGUACCUUCAUCUUGUUAUCCACGGCUACAAUGAGUGCAUAUGCUGCGGCACGCAGCGCAAUAGUACGCUGGCGGUACAGCAGCACAUGGUUGGAAAAAGCCAUUGUCGCUUCGACAUCGCAGGGGAAGAGUCCGAGUUCGCCGACUUCUGGGACUUGUCCAGAGCCGAGAGUGGUUCGGACGACUCCGACGAAGAAGAGAGCACAACGAAAGAAGGGGGAAGAAGGAAAGGCCCGGGGGAUGCAAUCCACUUGGAUGGAGAUUCGCUCAGGCUGCCCUCUGGGAAGUUGGUCUCCAAACACUCGAUAUCACAACAAUAUCAGCGGCGAGCCGAGGCCCAAAAACACAAAGCGGCCAUCGAAGGAAGACGGGAGACCACCACACAACCAAAGGAUCCGACCUCGUCCACAGCGCUUAUUGCCAGUUCUACCGGCGGGCAUAAAAGGCCCACGAAAAGCGAGAAGAGGGAGCAGGCAUUCACCACCCAGCUGUCACGCCUGAGUGACAACGACCGGAAGAGCUUGAUGCACCUGCCGGCCUCCGAGCAGCGGUCAGUUCUCAGUACGCAGAAGAAGCAAGAAGAGAAGGUGAAGCGUGCCGAGAGGAGAUACCAGAGUCGGGUGGAAGGGCUUGGAAACAAGACUUUACAAGCACACUUUAGGCCGGAU